AUUGGCUCGCCUCGCCUCGACUGACAGCAAGCUACCAAACCACCACCAGUCGGUGCUUUGUUUACAGGGGAGCAGCGGGCAACAGCAAACAUUCAAGCAGCGGACACGUUCUUCUUCUCGUUGGAGGCGCGAGUUUGUGUGAAGAUCAAGGUCACUAGAAAUCUACAAUGGGGGUCAUGUUCUCGUGCCCUGCUGAUGACUAUGACCCCAUGGAGGAAGGCGCCCUCGCGCCGGCGGACGGCGGCGAGCCGACGGUCCUCAGGGCCUUGGGCUCCGGGAAGCUGCUCAUACAGGGCUCGCUCAGCUUCAAGAGGGAGCAGCAGCGGGACGACAGCCCGGGCUCUCUCCAGCUGGAGACCGAGAUCUCCAUCAGGACAGCCGGCGACAUUGCCGGCGCCGAGGCCGAGGCCGAAGCGCCGCCGCCGCUUGUGCCGAGGGAGGUUGCCAGGCUGAGGGCGGGGGCGGAGAGCCCGAGGCACGAUGCUGCGGCGCUGAGGCUGCAGAAGGUGUACAAGAGCUUCCGCACGCGGCGGCAGCUGGCCGACUGCGCCGUGCUGGUGGAGCAGAGCUGGUGGAAGCUGCUGGACUUCGCGCUCCUCAACCGGAGCUCCGUCUCCUUCUUCGACAUCGAGAAGCAGGAGACGGCCGUGUCCAAGUGGUCCAGGGCCAGAUCCCGAGCGGCCAAGGUUGGAAAGGGGCUGUCCAAGGAUGAUAAGGCGCAGAAACUCGCAUUGCAGCAUUGGCUCGAGGCGAUUGACCCUCGCCACCGCUACGGCCACAACCUGCACUACUACUAUGAUUGCUGGCUCCACAGCGAAAGCAAGCAGCCUUUCUUCUACUGGCUUGAUGUUGGAGAAGGCAAAGAGAUCAACCUUGAAGGCAAGUGCUCCCGAUUCAAGCUUCUGAGCCAGUGCAUCAAGUACCUCGGUCCGAAGGAAAGAGAGGACUAUGAGGUCGUGAUUGAGGACAGCAAGUUCUUGUACAAGAAGAAUCGGCAAAUAAUCGACACGUCCUUCGGUCCGAGAGAUGCAAAGUGGAUCUUUGUCCUUAGCACAACUAAGACCUUGUAUGUUGGUCAGAAGAAGAAAGGUAAAUUUCAGCAUUCUAGCUUUCUUGCCGGGGGAGCUACUUCUGCUGCUGGGAGGCUGGUUGCUGAAAAUGGAACCCUCAAGGCAAUUUGGCCUCACAGUGGUCACUACCGCCCCACAGAGGAGAACUUCCAGGAGUUCAAAAGCUUCCUCAAUGACAACUUGGUUGAUCUCACUGAUGUUAAGAUGAGCCCAGCAGAGGAGGAUGAGGAAUUCUGGGGUAGCCUCAAGAGGAUCGCUUCGGAGAACGACAAAUCUGAAGAUGGCCCUGAAGAAACCGGCUCUCUUCAGACAGCUCAAGUCAUUCAAACAACAUCUACGGAGACGGAAGAACGCGAGGAGCCAGUGGUGGCCCGCGAGAAGAUCCUUCAGAGGAUCAACUCCAAGAAGGACAUGAAAUCGUACCAGCUCGGCAAGCAGCUGUCCUUCAAGUGGACGACCGGGGCAGGCCCUCGGAUCGGGUGCGUGCGCGACUACCCUUCGGAGCUCCAAGCGCACGCGCUGGAGCAGAUGAACCUGUCGCCGCGGUGCGACGCCGGGUCCGCGUCCACUCGGUUCGCCUCGCCGCUGAGGCGGAGCUUCAACAGCAUUGUGGCAAGGGGGUGCGAGAACGAGACGUCCACGCCGAGAGGAGCGUUGCGGUCACCUCUGCAGCAUGGACUGGUUGCAGAUGAGAGGUGAAAUGAGCACACUUGCAGUUAAAGUGCAGCUACCUGAAGCGUCCCCAAUCAACUGGAAAUGCUGAAGUGCAUGCAGAUGUGUGUGGUAGGAAAAAUAAAGCAACAUACUGCCUGCGUAGAUUUAGGUACUGUAGUUUAGUCCGGAUGAUAUGCAUAUGCAUUGUUUGGUUGACCUAUAUGAAAAUUCUUUCAUUCUUUUAUCAUUGAUGAGAACAGUGACUCAAUGACAAAAUAAGCAUAUGUGUUCCCCUCA
Molecule: messenger RNA, 2021 nt
Organism: Aegilops tauschii subsp. strangulata
Lineage: Eukaryota; Viridiplantae; Streptophyta; Magnoliopsida; Poales; Poaceae
Product: IQ domain-containing protein IQM2
Source: RefSeq, a predicted model, not a curated record